UCGUCUGCUUCCGCAGGUGGCAACUGAUAGAUCUCGGCAAUGGUCGGCCAUUGCGCCCCGGCAUGCCACUGCCCCUCGCCUGCAGCGGCAUUCAUGCCGCCCGUAGCCGUCUACCAUUCGCGCUCGACAAGCAACAAAGCCAGAUCUUCAACAGCGCCACUCCUGGAACCCAGGCCCAGACCUGCCGUCGUCGACGACGAAUCUCACAGAAAGCUCCGGUACUUCGGCGUCUCCGGGUACAUGUUCACGGCCGCCGUCAUAGUGGCCCCGUCGUUUUGGCCCGAUUGGCAAGACUCGCUCACCACCGCCAUUGUGUUCUCCUACACCACGGCGAUGAUCCUCCUGCUUCUCAAACAUUGGGACAAUAAGGAAGACCAACCAGCAAGGCCAAGGCGAUGCCAUGAAAUCACAUGGGUGCAGAUGUUCGUGGUCACCGGGAUCAUGUUGAUCUCCGUGGUGUUGAUGGUCUCCAUUUUCCCUGCUAAGUGGGGUCACCUGGCCAUGAUUGUGUUCAUCUCCCUGGGGGCCGCCACGUUUAGUUUCUUGCUUCUCAAUGUGUGGGACGCGCAACAUGAAAGGGAACGGGUACAGGCUGCAUCGGCAGGAUCUGAAGAAACGUCCACGGAUCUGGCCUAGCCUUCUGAAUUCCACAUUCUGGGGAAUAAAAUAUUCCAUAUAUAAGUAAAUCCUUUUCAUUGUUUUGAUCAUUUUUGCAAACUUUAGCACGAUUUGACCCCGCUUCGAAAAAAAUUCUCGAUCUGACACUUUUUCAUACCGCCGUUGUCUCUAACGGUAAGAUAAGACAGACUACCGUCAUAGUCAAUUACGGUAACAAUUGGUCAACACUAAAACGGCGUUUGCUAAAUAUAGAGGCCUACCGCCAUAGCUGACGGCAGUAGACUGGGCUACCCUACCGCCAGACUUUGUGACGGUAGCCUCCA
This is a messenger RNA of Triticum dicoccoides, 941 nucleotides long. RefSeq lists its product as uncharacterized. The record is from RefSeq and is a predicted model, not a curated record. The coding region runs from base 40 to 636 and encodes 198 amino acids. The transcript is spliced from 3 exons. NCBI's taxonomy places the organism in Eukaryota, Viridiplantae, Streptophyta, Magnoliopsida, Poales, Poaceae.